Heterocephalus glaber (naked mole-rat) is the source of this 1819-nucleotide messenger RNA. RefSeq names its product oncostatin M (gene Osm). NCBI's taxonomy places the organism in Eukaryota, Metazoa, Chordata, Mammalia, Rodentia, Bathyergidae. Gene Ontology annotation, molecular function: cytokine activity; oncostatin-M receptor binding. The record is from RefSeq and is a predicted model, not a curated record. Gene Ontology annotation, biological process: oncostatin-M-mediated signaling pathway; immune response. Gene Ontology annotation, cellular component: extracellular region.
UUGGCCAAUCGCCCCAGCGGGCAUAAAGUGGCUGCCAGCCCGCAGGACUCCCAGCUUGGAGGUAUCACCCCCAGCAGGCACAGGCCGGAGCGCAGGCACCCAGCAUGCGGGCACAACUCACAUGGAGGACGCUGCUCAGUCUGGUCCUCGGACUCCUGCUCCUGAGCCCAGCAGUGGAGGCGGCAGUGGCCAUGUGCAGAUGCUCCAACUCUUACACACAGCUCCUCGGCCAGCUCCGGAGCCAGGCGAACCUCAUGAAGGACACCAGCUGCCUCCUGGAGCCCUUUAUCCGCCUCCAAGGCCUGGACACACCUGUCCUGAGAGAGUCCUGCAUGAAAUGUUCCAGGGCCUUCCCCAGUGAGGACACCCUGCGGGGGCUGAGCAGGCAUGGCUUUCUGCAGACUGUCAGUGCCACCCUGAACGGCAUCCUGCACAGACUGGCUGCUUUACAGCAGCAUCUCUUGAAGGGCAAGAACAUGCCAGAGAUGCAGGUGGCCACGAGGAACAUCCAGGGCGUCAGGAACAACAUCUACUGCAUGUCAGAGCUGCUCACCAACUGCUCAGAGACGCCAGAGCCCCUGCUGCCUGGCCCACGGGCCACACUGAUGCCCUCUACCCUGAACUUCUUCAAAUCCAAGCUGGAGGGCUGCCAGUUCCUGUGUGGCUACCACCGCUUCAUGGGCUCUGUGGGGCAGGUCUUUGGGGAGUGGGGGAACAGCCUGAGUCGUAACCGGAGACACAGCCCCCGCCAGGCCCUGCAUAAGGGGGCCCGCAGGGCCAGGCCCUCCAGAAGGGUCAAGAGGCCUGUGCCCAGGGGGCAGCUGUUCCGGUAGUGAGAGCUGCAGCCCCUGCAGGUGAAGAACCCAGCAGGUGCUCUAUGGAUGUGAGGAGCUGUUGCAAGAUGCUGAGCUCCCUCCUGGGUUUCCAAAUCUGCUCCCUCCGUCCCCCACCACUCAGAAGUGCACUUUAAAAAAUGGAGCUGCUCGGGCCCUUUCUACCUCUGCUGGGCUUAGGGGAGAGCCAGGCUGCAGUGCUCCCAGCCUGAGUUUCCCAGUCCUGGUGGGGUGGCCAGGUCAGGCCAUGAGGGGCCGACUUUCCAUUGAUUCAGGGGUCUGAUGACAUAAGCUGACUCAUGGCUGGGCUGACUGCCCCCUCAGACUCCCCGGAGGCCCUUCCCUCUCAUGACUUGUGGGGCUCUUGCCCCCAGACUUCCUCCUUUCUGUGGUGGCAGGGUUCCAAGGGGCGGUCAGGGCCUGAGCUGGCCUCCCUCCUAUGCCUCAUCACUAUUCAGGCUAGACACCUGGAUAUCAGAGUGACCUCACUUUAGGCAGCUAUGGCAGGGGCAGUGUGCCCUAGAAGGAGCACUGAUCUGCAGGUCUAGGGGAAUGAGGCUCAGAUCCCAACUCCAUCCUUCAUUCACUAAGUGACCUCAGGCAGAUCACUUUACCUCUCUGGACCUCAGUUUUUUCUUUGGGAAGCCAGGAAUUUGGACACUGCGUUAAGGUUCCCUUUGCCUGGCAGUUUCUGGGACUCCGUGAUAUAAGAUGGACAUCAAAUUCUCCGAAAAUGAGGACACAUGGUGCAAAUAGCCUUGGGGUGGACUCAUGCUGAAUUUUCUCUGUAGGAGGCCUCCCAGCCCCCAGAAUGUGCCGGUCUUGAUUCUGCACAGUUGGCUGCUCCCUCUGGUGGCGAAUCAUGGAAUUUUCUCAGGUUGAAACCACAGCCUUGGAAGAGGGUCCCAGAAGCCCCUGGGUCAAUUCUUUGGAUGGCGUGACUAAUUUAUUGAUUUUUUUUUUAUCAGUUUGUAAUCAGGUUCAUA